Messenger RNA from Ceratitis capitata (Mediterranean fruit fly), 2855 nucleotides. RefSeq names its product ecto-NOX disulfide-thiol exchanger 2. Gene Ontology annotation, biological process: ultradian rhythm. Gene Ontology annotation, molecular function: protein-disulfide reductase activity; RNA binding. The record is from RefSeq and is a predicted model, not a curated record. Bases 138 to 2759 code for a protein of 873 amino acids. The transcript has 7 exons. Gene Ontology annotation, cellular component: plasma membrane; external side of plasma membrane. Lineage: Eukaryota; Metazoa; Arthropoda; Insecta; Diptera; Tephritidae.
CAAGUGGCAGCAGACUUUAAUUAUAAAAUUAAAUUUACCAUGAAAAUAGUGUAGUUAAAUAUUGAAAAAGUGUUUUAAAAAGUCUUUCGUUCAAGUGCAAAAGUUGAAAGGACUUGGAUUGUUCCAGCUUAGGGAAUAUGCUGCCUCUUCUUGGUGCUAUUUCCGGUGGAAGCAAUAUGAAUAGUAAUCAGAAUUUCAUCAAUCAACUUGCGGCUGCAAUUACCUCAGCUGUUGGUGCAGCAAGUGCGGCUAAUACUACGAAUCGAAAUAAUAAUGUGCGCGAACGUACACCGGAACCACCACCGGCACCUAGCUUUCGCAUGAAUUCGCCAAAAAGAGUAAAACCCAAUCGUGGCACUGCGCCUAUGGAUAUUGAAAGUGAAACGGAGAUUGAGCCUCUAACACAUAUGACGGCAAACAAUACUGUGCAUUCAACUACAGACUCGAAUAUGCAAUUAGGAAUGCAAAACACUCAAAUGUUUAUGAAUGGUGGUUUUAUGCCACCAACGGCCGCCGCAGCAACGGGCAAUGCUUACAUGUUCUAUCGAACCAACGCAGCAGCAGGGAAUGUGGCCUCGACAACCGCAACGCCAGCAGCUGCCAAUCAAAUGUUUAUGGAUCCAACAGCAAUGUUGGCAGCAAUGCAGCAAUUGCAACAAAAUUAUGCUGCUGGUUUUGCUUCUACAAUGUCAAACACCGAACUUUCUCUCAAUGGGCAGUCAGCUGCAACAACGACCGCUGUUGCUGGCAUGAAAGAAGUUAUCAAAACACAAAAUUGUACACUAUUUCCGCCCAAUCCAAAUGUGCCACCGCCCACUACACGUGAACGUCCCCCUGGUUGUCGCACUGUUUUUGUAGGCGGCCUGCCUGAAAACAGCUCCGAGGAUCUUAUACGUGAAGUAUUUGAAUCCUGUGGUGAAAUCACCACAUUGCGGUCAUCAAAGAAAAACUUCUGUCAUAUACGUUAUCGUCAUGAAGCUGCCGUUGAACGUGCCAUCUAUCUCUCUGGCUAUCGUAUGCGUGUGACUAAUAGUAGUGAACCAGCAAAUUUCGGACGUUUGCAUGUUGAUUAUGCACAAGCCCGAGAUGAUCUAUACGAUUAUGAAUGUAAGCAAAGACAACUGCAACGCGAGCAACGUCACAAAGAACGUGUAUCGACUGAUCGAAUGCGUUCGACAUCGCCGCCACCCAUACCGCAUUAUAAUGAACAUGAAGCGUCACUGGUAGCCGAACAUCUGCGUACAAGUGAUACGUUUGUAAAGGCCGUGCAGACAAUUGCAGUUUGGUUGGAGCGUGGCGAUUGUACGAAACGCAAUGCUAAUAUGUUUUAUUCGAUGAUACAAAGUACACACGCACAAGUGCGUCGCUUGCAUACCGAUAAACAGCUGUUGGAAGAUGAUUUGCGGAAAGCGCGUGAAAGUUAUCGAAGGCAAAUGUUGAUAAUGUCCACACAAUUCACUCAGAUUGAAAAAGUGUUCAGUGCAGCAAGUCACAAGAAGGUUUGGGACCAUUUCACCAAAGCUCAAAGAAAGAACAUCGAUCAGUGGAAGAAGCUGGCAUUGGAAUUGCGCUGUGUUCAAAUUGAGGAUGAUGAAAUGGAAAUGUCAGACGACGAUCGUAACUAUCAGGGUGGCAGCGCCAAGCGUACGCGUUACGAUGCCGACAGUUUGAAGGAGGAAAACGACUCUCUUCGCUGCCAAUUGGAUGCUUACCGUAGCGAAAUGUCGCACGUGCGCACCGACAUCAACUACGAUAACGAUUAUCGUGAGAAACAGAUUAAAGUGCUGCAAGAAACGAUUCGUAAUAUGCAAACACAAUUGUUGCAAAUGAAAUCGCGCGAGCAGAAAGACAUUAAAACGAUUGAGCAGUUGCAGCGCAAGCUGAAAGAAGCCGGCGUCAAGCAAUUAUUACUAAAAACUAAAAUUAAAGAAACACUCAAGCGAAGAGAUCGCGAAACAGCGUCAAUUAACUCUGAAAACAGUGAAAUUUUAGUUGAUGAAGCAGACGAUGAUGACGAGAACGAAGAUGAUGAUGAUGUUAAGGAGGUGCAUGUGAAUAACGGGUCAGAAAAUAAUAAUACUGUGGAUGGUAAACAUAAAGAGAGCAAUCAUAGAGAAUCAUCUUCGGGUGAACCUAAAACGAGUGAAAUUAUCGAUAUCGAUGGCUACAAAAGUGAUGACGAAGUGAAUAUCAUUGAAGAUCAGAAUGAUGUGGUGGAAAUAAAUGAAACCGAUGAUGAUGAGAAGAGCGUUAACCAAGACAGUAAUGACGAUGAACAGCUUUUAGAUGAAGCGGAGAAAGAUGAGCCGAAUGGAAAAGAAGCAAAAUCUGCGACAGACGAAGUGUCAUGUGGAAAUUUAGAGAUGGAAGACACCGAGAAACCCGAAGAUUUUUCGUGUAGCGAAAAAGUGGAAACUAAAAUGGCGGAGGAUGACAAUGACGUUGAGUCAAAACAAUUCUUGCCAUUUUUUGAAGCUCAAAUCAUUGCAAUUGUUGCUGCUUAUCUAAUAGUGCAUCCCUUCGCUGUCAGCACCGAGUCAAUUUGCAAUUAUCUACGCCAGACUAUGAAAACCCUCGAAUUACAGGAAGCAACGUUGGAAGAAAUACUUGGCACCUACACGAAUCUCUUUGAGGUGGCAGAUGAAACGGAGACGAAGAAUAGUGAGCUCAAAGCGAAGUGGAAGUUUUGCGGUUUUACAACAACAACAACUAAUGAAGAAGCCGAAACGAAACAGAAUGAUGCGACUGCUAAAGAAUAGUAGUAUAUAAGGAAAUGCAAUUUUAUUACAGAGAAUUCAAUCUCUAUUUUUGCUAAAUAUACCAAAUAUGGAAUGCAAAACUUUUUUUUAAUACAU